Molecule: messenger RNA, 2574 nt
Organism: Mytilus californianus (California mussel)
Lineage: Eukaryota; Metazoa; Mollusca; Bivalvia; Mytilida; Mytilidae
Product: retinoid-inducible serine carboxypeptidase-like
Exons: 12
Coding region: 94-1401 (435 amino acids)
Biological process (GO): proteolysis
Molecular function (GO): serine-type carboxypeptidase activity
Source: RefSeq, a predicted model, not a curated record
UUUUAUUCAUACAAAAAGGGGAAUCCCAAGUCACACUAUUGUGGUCAUGUGGGCAGUAAACACAUGAUUACUUCACCAAUGACCUAAGAAAGGAUGAAUACUUUUGUCGUUUAUAUUUUGAUGUCUUGCUGUUUUUUGUCUAUUUAUAGUUCAAGUAACUUUUUUGACAUAAAACAAGACUUUGGUUAUGUUGAUGUACGUGACAAGGCUCAUAUGUUCUGGUGGUUACAAUACACCCAGUCUAUGCAGGGAUACCAACAAGUUCCUCUCAUUAUGUGGCUUCAGGGAGGCCCUGGAGGUUCAAGUACAGGGUUUGGUAACUUUAUGGAGUUAGGACCUUUGGAUGUGAACAUGAACCCCAGAAAUACAACUUGGCUUAAAAUAGCCAGUCUAUUGUAUGUUGACAAUCCUGUUGGAGCAGGAUAUAGCUAUGUAGAUAGUGAUGAUGCCUUUACUACAGAUGUCAGUAUGAUUGCUAAUGAUAUGAUGGUUCUUCUUACCACAUUCUUCAACAGCCCUACAGGUAAAAAAUUUCAGAAUGUUCCAUUUUACAUAUUUUGUGAGUCAUAUGGAGGUAAAAUGACAGCUGCCAUUAGUAAAUCAUUAUAUCAGAAUAUGAAUUCAGGAAAGAUAAAAGUCAAUUUUAAAGGUUUGGCUCUUGGUGAUUCAUGGAUUUCUCCAGUAGAUUCAACUGUAAACUGGGCUCCAUAUAUUUUAACCAAUUCUAUUAUAGAUGAAAAAGGAUUUUACAAAAUAAAUGAAGCGGCAUUGAAGAUGACACAGAUGAUAGAGGGAGGAAUGUGGAAAGAGGCCACAACACAAUGGGGGAUCGUUCAGGAUAUCUUAGAGACAGAAAGUAAUGGUGUCAACUUUUAUAACAUGUUGGCCUGGGGAGGUUCAGAAGCAGGGCUUAAAUCUUCAAAUAAUCUUAAAGAAAGAAUGAUAAACAGAAUGAUUGGUGCUUUACGGACAGACAAACUGACAGCAUUAAUGAAUGGGAAAGUAAAAAAAAUGUUAAAUAUACCAGAGAAGGUUGAAUGGGGAGCACAAUCAGGAAAAGUGUUUAUAUAUCAAGCAGAAGAUUUUAUGAAGCCAGUUGUUGAUAUAGUGGACUAUUUGAUACAGAACACCAGCCUGUCAGUUGUGGUAUACACAGGACAGUUAGAUAUAAUAGUGGCUACACCAGGUACAGAGAAAUGGAUCACACAGCUUGGUAUAUAUAAAGAUUACUACAAUGCUACAAGACAGCCUCUUUAUGAUCCCUGUACAAAACUAACGACAGCAUUCUAUAAAUCUGUUAAAAAUUUCUCAGUCUACUGGAUACUGGAUGCUGGUCACAUGGUUCCUAAGGAUAAUGGAAAUGCAGCACUCGAAAUGGUCAAAAGGAUUAUAAGCAAAUAAUGAGACUCUGAUAUUAAAAAUAUUUGUAAACAUUAUAAACAUUCCAUAUACUGAUUUUUUCAUGGGAUGUUUAUUACUUGCCUUGUUGAUAAAUAUCGUUAGAUUGCUUUGGACUGAUAAAUUCCUGUCUCGCUCAAAUUCCUUGCUAAAGACGCAUACUUUUACCAACUAUUUCUGAAAGUUUUGAUUCAAUUGGAAUGCUUAGUGAUUAAGAAAAAGAAUUAAGCAUUAGCAAGAAAGCAAGACUUGAAAAUCUCAUACACCUUCAUCAGGGAAAUUUUACUCUCAGGCAUUUUAAAUCCUGAUAGCAGGAUGUCUAAGGCAUUUUCUUACAUUGGUUUAUUUAAUCUUAUAUGUUAACCCUGUUCUUAGCUUAAUAAAUACACAAGACAGUGUCUGAAUUUACAUAAAUACAGUAGAGUUUGAAACAAUGGUACUCAAGUCUAAUUUUAUUGACAGUUCCAAUUUAUACCUAACAACUCCUCUGUUCACGGUUCAAUAGAUUUUAAUGAAAUAUAACACAAGACAAAGAUUACAAUAAGGGGAGAUAAUCAGGAUUCACAAGACUCAGUGUUAAUGAUGUUUGAGAAUUGGCUCAGCAGGAAACCUCAUAAACAUAAAUAAAAAUGAAUUCAUUGAAAUCAAUUUUACAAAAGUAAACUUUACUUUAUAUCCUGGAAGGGAGAUAAUUCUAUAAUGAUGAUUUUAGUGCAUUAAGAUAAAAUUUACCUUUUUUUUAAAGGUCAAAAUACAGUAUAGACUGUCUUUGAGAGUGCAGUUUAUUCUUAGAUAAAUCCGUUGUGACACAAAUUGAUGAAAUUAUGUGACUUUAACAAUCACCUGUAAUGUUCAUAUACACUGUACUAGGGUACUUCUGUAAACAUUACUGAACACUGUAAAUUCAGAAAUUGUUGUGAGCAUUUAUUAUUGUGAUUUUUGAACUUUGAUUUAAAUUGAUUAUUUAUUGCUCCUGUUGUAAUUCGAAAAUAUGGUUACAGAGUUUCUGUUUGGCUCUAAACUAAAUGCAUAAUAUAUCUUACCUUAAUUUUUUUAUUGUAAAAAUUAAUCUAUGUCAUAGGGUAAAAUUUAAGAAAUCAAAAUGUAUUUUGACUAAUAGUAUUUAUAUGAUUUAUACAUUAAUAAUUUAUGAAAUAAAUUAUUGUUAUUUUAACA